Parasteatoda tepidariorum (common house spider) is the source of this 1365-nucleotide messenger RNA. Lineage: Eukaryota; Metazoa; Arthropoda; Arachnida; Araneae; Theridiidae. The record is from RefSeq and is a predicted model, not a curated record.
AUGGUUUGCUUUGGCCAGUUGAACUUAACUGAAGAAAUGUUUUGUUUUGAACUUGAAAAUAACAUGAAAAAUGAUGCUGUUGAGUUAGGAAUUAAACAGCAUUUCUGUUGUUCAAUGCUUUCCAUCAAACCAGAAAAGUUUUUAUCACAAAUUAAAUUGACAAAAAAGAACUUUUUCCACCUAUACUCUUUAAAUACGCCAUCAGUUGCACGUGAGAGUUUUAACAGUACUAUUCCUUGCAUUGCUAGUUUUAAGGAUAAUUCAAGAAAAGAUCUGGUUGUGGAUGAUAUCAAGACAUAUCAGUUUUGGCUUUAUGCUUGCAUCAUGAUUCUAUCUGGAACUUGUAUCAGUUCAACAUUUACUUUGUCGGAUACCAUUUGUUACGAGAGCGCACAAAAAUACAAUAGAGAUUUUGGUCGCCAAAGAUUAUUUUCUGCUAUAAGUUGGGGUAUUUUCGCUCCUUUAGGAGGACUUUUAUGUGACCUUACAAAUAAUUUUUAUUCAACUUGGCUACUUAUGGUGUGCUUACAAAGCAUUACUAUCUGGAAUCUGUAUAAAAUGGAUCUAGUCUUACCCCAAUUUUCUCAAAAUUUAGCAAAAGAUGUCGGUAUAGUACUCAAAUCUAGAACUUUUCUCGCAUUCAAUACUGGAGUUUUUAUAAAUGGCGUAUGGGCUGGUGUAAUUUGGUAUUAUCUAAUAUGGUUUAUGUCCACAUUGGGAGCAAGUACAUUUCUCUGUGGCUUGAUUCCUUAUGUGCAAUGUUUUGCUGGCGAAAUACCAUUCAUGUUCUUUUCAGGAUGGUUUAUAAGAAAAAUGGGGCACUUCAAUUUAGUGUCUUUGUCCCUUUUCGCAUAUGCUGUUCGUUUUUUGUGGUACAGCUUUUUUCAUAAUCCAUGGCUGGUGCUACCAAUGGAGAUUACUCAUGGCUUCACGUAUGGAAUAUUCUAUCCUGCAAUAGCCUCAUUUGGAAAACUUAGUGCUAAACCAGGAACAGAAGCUACGACUCAGUCUAUUCUUUUUUCGACUCACGAAGGAUUAGGAAUUGAUUGGCCAAUUGGAGUUAUUUUAGAAAUUUUUCCUGGUAAAGAUGGUAUUCCUAGAGUUGCAAGACUGAGGGCCAAUAAGGGUGAAAGGAUCCGUUCAUUUCAAAGGCUUUACCCAUUAGAAGUGUCUACCAACACUGCUAUUGAGGUCUUAAAAGCUGCUAGAAAAACUGACACUUUUGUAGAAAACACUAUGGGAUCUAUGUUGCCUUAUAUGCCUCUGAUUGCAAAGGAUAGGAUCGGAAUUUCUGCAACUUCUUUUGCAAUUGUUCUCACCGUUCAACUGUUCAUCACUGUGUUAUCUAAAACAGCUUUAGGAUAU